GCAGCUCUGCCGCCGACAGUUAUUAUUAUUUUUUGGCCAAGCUGCACAUUUCCUGGUUCAGCGUCUUGAGCUCUGCAACCAGCUGACUGGUUGCCCUGGGUCUGGCUCAGGAUCAGUUGGUGACGCUGAGGCUGGGGUCUGAGACUUCCUGCAGAUUGACGAAAGCGACGUUCUCAGGAAGACGAUCGGAUCCACAGGAAGGGUAGAAGUCACACUUUUCCCCCUGCCUGGUGGCUCCCUAGCAGGAUUUGGAUCCAGCCGUGCUGUUUUCUGUGAGUGAAUGCUGAGCUGCUCAGGCUUGAGCCUGCUGCUGGCUUCAGGAAGCGUCCAGAUUGGGAGAAGGGUUUCCAGAAGAAGAUGCUUGGGCUGCCUGCGGUCCUUCUUGCAUUCCUAGAAGCCAGACUCAGAGAGAAAGUGAACUGGGGCAACUGACAAGCUCAGAGGGUCUGGCGGAAGCUACGAAAUUGGGCAUUUCAUCUUCCUUGGAGGAAGAUCUGUCUGCACUGCAAGUGCCCUCAGGAGGAGCACAUGGUGACAGUGAUGCCCCUGGAGAUGGAGAAGACCGUCAGCAAACUCAUGUUUGACUUCCAGAGGAACUCGACUUCAGAUGACGACUCAGGAUGUGCCUUGGAGGAGUACGCCUGGGUCCCGCCUGGGCUGAAGCCUGAACAGGUUCACCAGUACUACAGCUGUCUCCCAGAAGAGAAGGUCCCUUAUGUCAACAGUCCCGGGGAGAAACUGCGCAUCAAACAGCUAUUACACCAGCUGCCGCCACAUGACAAUGAGGUCCGAUACUGCAACUCCCUGGACGAGGAGGAGAAGCGGGAGCUGAAGCUCUUCAGCAACCAGCGGAAACGCGAAAACUUGGGCCGAGGGAAUGUCAGGCCCUUCCCAGUCACCAUGACAGGAGCAAUUUGUGAGCAGUGCGGAGGCCAAAUCAACGGUGGGGACAUCGCCGUGUUUGCAUCGCGCGCUGGCCACGGCGUUUGCUGGCACCCACCCUGCUUCAUAUGCACCGUCUGCAACGAGCUCCUGGUGGAUUUGAUCUACUUCUACCAGGAUGGGAAGAUCUACUGUGGCAGGCACCACGCCGAGUGCCUGAAGCCGCGCUGUGCAGCCUGUGACGAGAUCAUCUUUGCUGACGAGUGCACCGAAGCGGAGGGGAGGCACUGGCACAUGAAACACUUCUGCUGCUUCGAGUGUGAGACGGUGCUGGGCGGCCAGCGCUACAUCAUGAAGGAGGGAAGGCCCUACUGCUGCCGCUGCUUCGAGUCCUUGUAUGCAGAGUAUUGUGACACCUGUGCCCAACACAUAGGGAUUGACCAGGGCCAAAUGACCUAUGACGGCCAGCACUGGCAUGCCACCGAGACCUGUUUCUGCUGCGCUCACUGCAAGAAGUCCCUCCUCGGGCGGCCGUUCCUCCCCAAACAGGGCCAGAUCUUCUGCUCACGGGCCUGCAGUGCGGGGGAGGACCCCAAUGGCUCAGACUCAUCCGACUCGGCCUUCCAGAACGCCAGGGCCAAGGAGUCCCGGCGCAGUGCCAAGAUCGGCAAGAACAAGGGCAAGACGGAGGAGCCCGUGCUGACCCAGCACAGCCAGCUGCAGGUGAGCGCCAACCGGCUGUCCGCCGACGUGGACCCCCUGUCGCUGCAGAUGGACCUGCUCAGCCUGGCCAGCCAGACGCCCAGCCUCAACCGGGACCCCAUCUGGAGGAGCCGGGACGAGCCCUACCAUUAUGGGAACAAGAUGGAGCAGAACCAGCCCCAGAGCCCCCUGCAGCUGCUGAGCCAGUGCAGCAUGAGGGCUUCCUACAGCCCGGGAGGGCAGGGGGCUGGGGCCCAGCCGGACCUGUGGGCCAAGCACUUCAGCAACCCCAAGAGGAGCUCGUCCCUGGCCCUGAAGGGGCACGGUGGCAGCUUCAUCAAGGAAUGUCGAGAGGACUACUACCCGGGAAGACUAAGGUCCCAGGAGAGCUACAGCGACAUGUCCAGUCAGAGCUUUAGUGAAACCCGAGGCACGAUCCAAGUCCCCAAAUAUGAGGAGGAGGAGGAGGAGGAAGGGGGCAUGUCCGCUCAGCAGUGUCGGACCCGUCAUCCGCUCAGUUCCCUGAAGUACACUGAGGACAUGACGCCCACGGAGCAGACCCCUCGGGGCUCCAUGGAAUCUCUGGCCCUGUCCAAUGCAACAGGCCUUUCGGCGGACGGCGGCGCCAAGCGCCAGGAGCACCUGUCCCGCUUCUCCAUGCCGGACCUCAGCAAGGACUCGGGCAUGAACGUCUCCGAGAAGCUGAGCAACAUGGGCACGCUCAACUCGUCCAUGCAGUUCCGCAGCGCCGAGUCCGUGCGCAGCCUGCUGUCGGCCCAGCAGUACCAGGAGAUGCAGGGGAGCCUCCACCAGCUCGGCACGCCCAUCGGCUACAGAGACCUGCAGUCCCGCGGCAGGAUGCACCAGAGCUUUGACUUCGACCCGGGGGUGGCGGGCAGCAAGCUGCCGGGGCCGGAGGGCGUGAGGAUCCAGCCCCUGAGCGAGCGCACGCGGAGGAGGAGCACGUCCCGCGACGACAGCCGCCACUUCCGCCCUCACCGCUCCCGGCGGUCGCGCCGCUCCCGCUCGGACAACGCCCUGCACCUGGCCAGCGAGCGCGAGGCCGUCGCCCACCUGAAAGAAAGGCCCCCGCUGCGGGCCCGGGAGGACUACGACCAGUUCAUGCGCCAGCGCAGCUUCCAGGAGAGCCUGGGCCCGGGCGCCCGGCGGGACCUGUACGGCCAGUGCCCGAGGACUGUGUCGGACCUGGCCUUGCAGAACGCCUUUGGGGAGCGAUGGGGACCCUACUUCACCGAGUACGACUGGUGCUCCACCUGCUCCUCCUCCUCGGAGUCUGACAAUGAGGGCUACUUCCUAGGAGAGCCCAUCCCCCAGCCGGCCCGCCUGCGAUACGUCACCAGCGACGAGCUGCUGCACAAGUACAGCUCGUACGGCCUCCCCAAGUCGUCCACGCUGGGUGGCAGGGGACAGUUGCACAGCAGGAAAAGACAAAAGAGUAAAAACUGUAUCAUUUCUUAAUCUGAUAGGGGUCAGGAAAUGGGGGAAAGUGGGAGCUAAGAAUGUAAAUGGAGAAACUUGCACUGUUUUAAAUUUUAAAGCGCUUUUCGGGGUGGCGACGGGGAAGAAGGGACAUGCUCUCCGUGGAUGAAGGCAAGGUUACAGAUUGACUCCGUCGGCAGUCACCGUUCUUGGCAUGUUGAAUAUUAUUUGCACAUUUCACUUUGGAAACGCGAUAGACUGUGGAGGCCAGGGUUGGUCACCUCCCUCCCAUCAGUGUGUUGAUUGCCAGUCCUAAGAUAGCAAAUCGCUUCCUGCUCGCUUGUAUCCUCUGGUUCUCUUACUUUUAGGACCCUUUUUCCAGUAAGUAAUUUGUUUAUUAGCCAGGACCCAAAACUAAGUUAUUUACAUGUCCAUUGUAAAUGCAAUGUAAAUGAGAGUUCUGAUAAAAUAUUUUUGUAUUUUGUAAUAUCAAAGGAAUUUCUAUAUGGUAGACUCAGUGGAACCCGCAUGCACACCCAGCAUUGUCUUUGAGUAGUAGUAUUCAAAGGACCACCUUCUUUUUCUUUUUUUCUAUACAAAGUUGUUACAUGUCAGUGAGACUUUUUUCAUAGGACUUGAUUCAAUUUGGCUUUUUGUGGCUAAAAAAAAUUAUUAUACCCAAAGCAUUUUAUGUCCUAUUCCAUCUUAAGGAGCCAUCCUUAAAUCUGCUCCCACCCUCAGUAGAAUGUAUUCUCUACAAAGUGAUAGUCAUUUUUUUAACUAGCAAACAUAACUUUUGCCCAUUAGAGAAACCAAUCAGUGUCAGUCAAGUUCGGUGAGAAACGCCAUCCCUGCUGGGAACAUGGAAGUUGCUCACUAUUGAUCUCUUUCUUGGGGAAAAUACAGUGACUGUGAGUGGUGCUGUUGUGUGAUGUCAGCAUGAUGUUGUUUUGAAUGUGGCAUUAUUUUCUGGUGCUCAUGUUUCCUAGAUUGUAUUCUCUGCUUUCCUUUGCCAAGGCAGACGGCACAGCUGCCUUAGCCUGACAACCGGUUGUCCUCAGUGCAAAUGAACUUAAGCAUUAGACGUGGGCAGAAAGGUUCUGACGGGCUCUGGGAGAGGCCGUGUGUUCUAGGUGGUACGCGAUGCGUGGAGAAGGAAUAAGGUGACUUGAAAACAAAGCAGGUCAAGGGUAAAACAAGGAGAAUAGGAAAGAAGGUCAGGGCGAAGAAGAACUUCUGGAAAUGAAGUAGAGGAGCGGUGACAGCCACCUGGAGUGGCCCCAGUGCUUGUGGAAAGAAUUCAGCUUAACACACUCCCUAACCAGAGUAUCUGGUGACCCGAACGGUCGAGCUGCUCAGGAGAGUUCAGUGUAAUGGUCAAGAAGCAAAUGUUGUUGAAAGGAAGGUUUCCAUUUGGAACUUCGGGGACCGCUGGUGAGACAGAAAAUGGGCUCAGAAGUGAGUUUGCUUAAAGAAGACAUUUAACGGUUGUGUUGUUUAUAGUAAAAUAAAACUUUCUACCUUGCUUCAGUUAAAAAUGAAGCGCUUGCUUUUUCUUCCAUUCUCCUCCUCCCCUUAAUGGAUUGCGGCAGCUGAAAUAAUCCAUCGCAGGACCCUUUUAGUGAGAUGUACUGUCCAUGUGCUACACGGUGUAUCUCAGUGGCCAUCUGCCGUGGUGAGGUGAG
Molossus molossus (Pallas's mastiff bat) is the source of this 4709-nucleotide messenger RNA. RefSeq names its product prickle planar cell polarity protein 2 (gene PRICKLE2). The coding region runs from base 529 to 3063 and encodes 844 amino acids. The transcript has 8 exons. The record is from RefSeq and is a predicted model, not a curated record. Gene Ontology annotation, molecular function: zinc ion binding. Lineage: Eukaryota; Metazoa; Chordata; Mammalia; Chiroptera; Molossidae.